GAAAAAGAAAAACGAUAGUUGAAUUGAAGAAAGUGAGAUAACAGUCAUGGAAGAGGAAUUAAAGAAGUCAUCUGAGAUGAACAAGAAUCACGACGGAGAGGAAUCAGUCACUGAUGAAGGGGAGAUCAUCGCCGGCGAUUCGAACGCAGCUGCGGAAGCCAUGCCAACCCUGCCGCUGAGACAUCCCUUGGAACAUUCCUGGACAUUCUGGUUGGAUCAUCCGAUAAAAAAUUCGAAAGAUAAGGCGUGGAGAGGCCAGAUCAACACCUUCUCCACCGUUGAAGAUUUCUGGAGUAUUUACAAUGGUAAACACUUUCCGAGCAAGCUGGGAUUUGGAGCCUUUUACUGUUUUAAACAUAGAAUUGAACCAAAGUGGGAGCAUCCUAUUUGUGCCAAAGGGGGGAAAUGGACUGUCACUUACUCACAUAAUUGCGACGAUUUUUGGCUUGACACGAUGCUUGCGAUGAUCGGUGAACAAUUUCACUAUGGAGAUGAAAUUUGUGGGGCAGUUGUGAAUAUUACAGAAACACACGAGAAAAUUGCUCUAUGGACAAAGAAUGCUGCCAAUGAAGAUUUUCAGCUUAGUAUUGGAAGAGAAUGGAAGAAGCAUCUGGAUUACAAUGAAACCAUUGGUUACAUAGUCCAUGACGAUGCAAAGAAGCUUGGCAGGGGAGCCAAGAAUCGAUAUACUGUGUAGCCUAUCGGGUUCAAUGAGAGAUCAUCAGCAUUUCUUUCAUUUUUUGGUGUCUAGACUUUAGAUGUUCAGUACCUCCUCUCCUGAGAUGAUCAAUGUCUUUAAUUUUUCGUUGUAGAUAUAAAGUAUUAGUUUAAUCCAAUAUUAACAGUAUA
Messenger RNA from Salvia splendens (bonfire salvia), 849 nucleotides. RefSeq names its product eukaryotic translation initiation factor 4E-1. Gene Ontology annotation, molecular function: translation initiation factor activity; RNA 7-methylguanosine cap binding. The transcript has 5 exons. Lineage: Eukaryota; Viridiplantae; Streptophyta; Magnoliopsida; Lamiales; Lamiaceae. Gene Ontology annotation, cellular component: eukaryotic translation initiation factor 4F complex. The record is from RefSeq and is a predicted model, not a curated record. Bases 47 to 697 code for a protein of 216 amino acids. Gene Ontology annotation, biological process: translational initiation.